Messenger RNA from Papilio machaon (common yellow swallowtail), 1322 nucleotides. RefSeq names its product homeobox protein aristaless. The coding region runs from base 17 to 1078 and encodes 353 amino acids. The transcript has 5 exons. The record is from RefSeq and is a predicted model, not a curated record. Gene Ontology annotation, biological process: regulation of transcription by RNA polymerase II. Gene Ontology annotation, molecular function: RNA polymerase II transcription regulatory region sequence-specific DNA binding; DNA-binding transcription factor activity, RNA polymerase II-specific. Lineage: Eukaryota; Metazoa; Arthropoda; Insecta; Lepidoptera; Papilionidae.
UGUAGAGUAUUUAAAAAUGGACUUGACGACGCGUCGUGGGGAAGAUGGGGUCGGAGAGACUGUUGUAUGCAACGGUACGGAGGUGUGCCGUGACAUAGUGAAUGGUUCGCAAGGAUGUGAGGUGACAGGGGUGACAGUUGAAACGGCGCCCCCGCAAAGAAAAAUCAACUCCUUCAGUAUACGGAAUUUGGUCGGUACCGAUUCGGACCGAAGUGCCGACGGCAAUGCUAAUUCUAACGAAGAUUACUAUCCUCAAGAGGCAUAUCAGAAGUACACCGCAAUGGGGGUGUCUGAGGUACCUAAAGACGACUCUCCACGGACCACGCCGGAGCUGUCCCGAGCUGACCAAUCUCCGGCAUCAGAGCGGCCACCUCCAGGGUCAGCGGACAGUGAUGAUGCCGACGACUUCACACCGAAGAGGAAGCAAAGACGAUAUAGAACAACAUUCACUAGCUUCCAACUUGAGGAACUUGAGAAAGCUUUUUCAAGGACGCAUUAUCCUGACGUAUUUACAAGAGAGGAGCUGGCAAUGAAGAUUGGAUUAACAGAAGCAAGAAUACAGGUUUGGUUUCAAAACCGUCGCGCAAAAUGGCGGAAACAGGAGAAAGUGGGUCCACAAGCGCACCCUUACAAUCCGUACCUUGGGGCAGCCGGAGCACCGCCACCCUCCGUCGUUGCCUCUAUGCCCAACCCCUUCUCGCAGCUCGGCUUCGGCUUUCGAAAACCCUUUGAUACGAAUGCACUGGCUUCAUUUAGAUACGGCGGCGCGCCGGUGCUAAGCCCGCAGUACCUCGGUGCGCCCUUACCGAGACCGCCUCUGUUCAGUGCCCCCAUCUACACCACUAGCCCACCCUUCCACUCCCUCCUCGCAGGGCUAGCGGCCCCUCCCCGGCAAUCCCCCGACCCACCUCCCGUCUCUCCCCCAAUCUCCCCCGGAAGUGAAUCCCCUCCCGCGCAGACUGGUCCAGAAGUAGAAAGAAGAAGUUCAAGCAUCGCCGCUUUAAGAAUGGCAGCAAGAGAACAUGAACUACGAUUAGAAAUGCUAAGACAAAGACACCACACGGACCUAAUUAGUUGAGCUUUCUUUACCAUUAUCAUUCCUUUACUAUUAAUUUAAAAUGGCGUCACAUUUGUCUUCGCUAUUGCUGUCUUUACUUUUUCAAAAAGAAUGAAAGGGACAGCAAUAUUCGUAUUAACUGGCAACACAUUACCAUAUGUUUCCAAACAACGAACUCAUAAUAUUUAACUACAAAAAAAAAUAUUUUUAUAAGCGUAUUGUGAAAAAGUAUUACGAGUUAUUAUAAAUAUUAAUUGAUAAGAAU